CACCCAUCCCGGGCCCGCGGGGUUGUUAGAUGGAACACGGCUCCAUCAUCACCCAGGCGCGGAGGGAAGACGCCCUGGUGCUCACCAAGCAAGGUCUGGUCUCCAAGUCCUCUCCCAAGAAGCCUCGUGGACGUAACAUCUUCAAGGCACUUUUCUGUUGCUUCCGUGCCCAACAUGUUGGCCAGUCAGGCUGCAGCAAUGAGCUUGCCUCGUAUAAGGAGGAAACCAACACUAUUGCCAAGUCAGAUCUGCUCCAGUGUCUUCAGUACCAGUUUUACCAGAUCCCAGGAACAUGCCUGCUUCCAGAGGUGACACAGCAAGAUCAAGGAAGAAUCUGUGUGGUCAUUGACUUGGACGAGACCCUCGUGCAUAGUUCCUUCAAGCCAAUCAACAAUGCUGACUUUAUAGUGCCUGUGGAGAUUGAGGGGACAACUCACCAGGUCUAUGUGCUUAAGAGGCCUUAUGUGGAUGAGUUCCUGAGGCGAAUGGGGGAGUUGUUUGAGUGUGUCCUCUUCACUGCAAGCCUGGCCAAGUAUGCUGACCCUGUGACCGAUCUCUUGGACCAGUGUGGCGUGUUCCGGGCCCGCCUCUUCCGGGAGUCUUGUGUGUUCCAUCAGGGCUGCUAUGUCAAGGACCUCAGCCGAUUAGGGAGAGACCUGAGGAAAACCCUGAUAUUAGACAAUUCUCCUGCCUCAUACAUCUUCCACCCAGAGAACGCAGUGCCUGUGCAGUCCUGGUUUGACGACAUGACAGACACAGAGCUGCUGAAUUUGAUCCCCAUCUUUGAGGAGCUAAGCGGAGCAGAAGAUGUUUAUACUAGCCUUGGGCAGCUGAGGGCACUGUAGCCUUCUCAAGCUCAGCAGCGUCUGGGACUGCAGGGGACUGUGACACACUGUGCCUUUGCUAUCAGCCAGGAAGGGAUGGCAGAAACAGGAAGCAGGGAGAAACAAGUGUGAAGUGAAUUAGGGCAAGUUAGAUGACAGUAUGGGCAAACAGCAGACCAGUGACAACUAGUACCCCCUGCUCCAUGACCUGGGCACUAGAGGGACACACUUGUGAACAUGUAUGUGUGUGUAUGUGUAUGACACCGACACCUUCUCGCCUUGACAUGGUGAUUCAGGUUGGGGAAGAGUCGAACGAUCAAAGGUCGAACUCCCCUGAGCCAGAGCUCAGUAGUCUCCUAGAGGGUCAAUCCAAGAGCCAUUGACCUCUCAUGGGAACAAAGACCAUUUAGUGCUCUAUUGCCAAACUUCGAGUCUUCCCUAGUAUGCGGGGCCUGUGCCAAGGAGGUGGGGAUAUGCUACUCUCAGCAUAAUAUGUAGGCAAACUGGCAUCAGAUCCAAAUGCACACUAUUCAAAAACUUUGCUCGAGACCCAUGGUGACCUUGGAAAAAAGACAUCCUAUAAGCCUCUACCUUGGCCUCACAAACAUGUUCAUGAGGGUCAGGUCCAAGGGGCCAUCACUGCCACCUGUCAAGAGCUCCUUCCUGGCCUUCUCCCACUAGCUUGGGAUUUGGGGGGUGAGGGGCCUUUCCCUCAACUUCACAACCCAGUUACAUUUCUGAAACCAUGGGCAAGAAAUCUUCCCUACCCUCAAAGCAGGACAGAGAAUUGAUUUCAUUUGAUGGGACUUUGUUUUAAAGUUCUCUUUCUCAAAAUGGAUUGUGGGGCUUGGUUUGUUGCUGUAAGAAGCUUGGGCUCUGAGCUGAAAGCUGGGGGAUGAGGGAGUCAGAGGCUCAAGAGGAAUUUUCAAAGCCAGAAUUUCUAUUACUCUUGAGUCAUGGAUCAGAUUAUAGAUCUUGAGAGAAGUCUAGAGAACAGUUCUUUUUCAGGGAUCCUUCUUCAAAGGAACAGGAAGGAGCAGUCUUAAUGCCAUUGAAACUUUUUCAAUUCCUUGAGCAGAAUCCUUUCCCAUUUCCCAUUCCAAGCAGUUGAAUUUGGGAAAGGAAUGGACUAGUGAGGCCUUUGCAUGGGCCUGUAUCCGGUAGGUAGGAAAUAAACAAGAACCAACAAAUGGUUCUCUUUGUUGUGGCAUGCUAGCUUCCUGCAAAUGCCUUAGUAACACAGAAAAGAAAGGAGAAGGGAGACCCAGGGCAUGCUUAGGUGUGAGGUUUCACAAUCGAUAGGCACUUCAGAGUCGGCAUGAUGUCAGGGGCUCUUUUUUUAAAAAGCAUUCAUUCUUAUUAAGCCACAUGUACAAAAUGGAAUCAUUUUCCAAGUUUGGAGAGCUCUGAUCUAUUGGGAAGCACUUUGGGGAUUUCAUAAGGUGAACCCCAAGUGAGCAGCACUGUCUGGUAAUCACAUUCUGCUCUAGUCUUGGCUUCUGCUGGAAUGGUUGUAGUUCGGAACCAAAAGAUCACCUAAGAAGUAAUUAGGAGCCCACUUCCCUGAAGAAACUCCACGCUGCUUCAGGUACAGUGCACUUAAAACGCAGGAUUUUUCCCCACCGUUCUCUCUGACUUUCAAAUGCUUUCUUGGCGGGGAGGGGGGCAGUUCAGGAAAUGGCCAACUGGACAAAGAUCAAGGGGAGAGCAACUUUAUUGUGUUUUGGUGUGCAUUCUGGUUAUAGUCCCUCUCUAACAUAAUCUUUGGUGCCAAUUCUGAUUCCCUCCAUUGUUGUUGUAAUGUUUCCAUCUUUUUUCCUUGGUUUUUUACCAAGAUGGUACCAGGGAGUACAUGUCCAGGGACCUAAAAGCUAUGGAGAUCUAGAACAAAAUUUCCUGAGUCCAUUUUCUCUCUACUUCUCUGUGGCAGCUUUUCCUAAGACUGGUUCUCUACUCUAUGUAGGGUGAGUCUAGGUGCUGACAGAAACCUCCAAACCAACAACCAAAAAAAUAAACCUAAUCAUCAGUCCCAUACUUAAUGCCCGAUUCCAUGGCCAGCAAUCACAGAAGAGUUGGGGGGAGGGGAGUAGAUUUUGAACUUAAUCCUCCCUAUCUCCAGGCCAUUAUCUACUAGCUUCUCAAGACUGAGUGAGCAGUAGUGAAAACAUUCCCGACAUCUGGUCCAAGCCCACCUGCCUUUGCUAUUAGGGGUUUUGAGACAUUGACCUCCUGAAGCAUACCUGAGCAAUAAUGAAAGACGACUGUGCUGAAAAACAUUCCUAAGCCUCUUUUCCAGGCCCUUUUGUGCCACCCCGUUGCUGCCCUGAAUAUGGUUCUAAAGAAGAUGGGGGAGGGGUAAUGUUGACAUUCCUAUCUUGCUUCUACUGAGAUGCCCUUUAAGUGGCCUGCAACAAAUGCCAAUAUUCCCUGGCCCACUGGUACAUACACUUACUGUCUUUCCAUAGGAAGCCCAGUAUACUUGGCAUCCCUGCACUAUAGCCACUAGUUUUUACUCAGCUGUAAAUAUGUCAUGUGUCCUGGCCCCUCUAUCCAAUCUUCAUGGUCUUCCAGCUAAAGCAUGUUCCCUUAGAGAACUAUCACUCAUUCACCUCAACCAGAUUUGAACAGGACCUCAUGGCAGCCCUGCCAAAAGUAGUUUGAAACAGUACCUGGUCCCAAGAGGAGUUAUUACUAGGUUUACUCUGGAAUGAGCCAGGGCUAGGGGAAGAAGUAUUCCCUUUGCCCAUUGGUGGGCUGUUAAUUUACCCCCACCCCUACUUUGAAAAGGUCAAGAGUCCUUAAGCAAGUGGAGGUCUUCUCUACAAAGGGUGACCAGAGUUCUUUACCUCACCUGGCUAUGAGCAGAGCUCAGCUGGGGUGCCCCAUGUAAACUAGGUCUCAGCUGAAGAGCUUCAUUAGAGAGAUCAUCCCACACAUAGACCAACCAUUCCAGGAAUACACCCUUCUGCCAAAUUUUGUUCUUUAAGUUGCUUCUUCAGUGACACAAUAGUUGUCUCUGAUUGGGCUUCUCUUUAGAAACAGCCUGAUGUUCACAUCCCUCUCAUAGGGGGAAGCUUUAAACAAAGGGCCAUUUUGGGAAAGGGUCAGGGUUAAGCAUCUGAGCUCUGCACAUUGUAGAGAGGAUGCUCUUCAGAGGCCUGUUGAUCCCAGGCUGGGGAGGCAGAGAGAGCAGUGUCCUGGACUUGAAAGAUUUUUGAGAAUUGGACCAUGAACUCAAGUGUUGAACAGGGAAAGAAAUAUUCUUGGGUAAAUUUGCCUUAAGUGUUGUCUGGGACUUUUUAGCUCCCUCCUGCCUCCCAAAGAUGUUGACUAUUUUGUAAACUUGUAAAUUUACCUUUACCAUUUUAUAUAAAAACCCAGAAACUUCGGAUGUGCUAAUCAUGGAAAGUCUAAAAAUAGCCAGCCUCCUGGCCCUGCCCUGCCCCAUGCCUUUUUUCCUGGGAGCCCCUUGUGCCAUAUUAAAGAAUUCUCCAUGCCCAAGCCAUGGGCAGAGCAUCUCCCUUUGUAUUGAACGAGUAAGGUUUGGGAAAUUGGAGACUAGGUACCUCUACAAUUCCCACUGCCUCCAGGGUGUUGGGAGAAUAAGGGGAACCCAGGGUGUUUGGCUUGUGUGUUACUGCAGAGUCCCAGGCUGUCGUGGAGUCCAUUCAUGACUCAGGCUCCUCUGCAGAACAGGGCUCUUAAAAAGCAGUUGGCCUCACUCAAACCUGAACUCUGCAGGGGGGCUGGUUGGCCAGCCCCCUUCUCUAAUGAAUCCAGACCUUUUUCCCUGGAGAGGACACACCUUUCUCUUCCAGCCUUAAAGGCAAGCUUUUCUGCUUGGAAGGACCCUAGGUGUGAGAGUUCCUCUGUCUUGUGCUGCUUUUCCACUUGAGGGAAUGCUGGAUUUGGAGGGUAGAGGGGGGACUGUGUCCCCAUAUCACCCAUGCUAUAGGAUUCUGACUACCCUGGUUACAGAUUAAUGGUUUCUUGGAGAAAUUUGUUUUAUUCCAAAACUUGAAAUGUUUGACGCCAUUAAGUGUCUGUUUAUAUUUUUGGAAUAUUUGUAUUACUUGCAAUUAAAUAAUAAAAAGGUUUUUUUUUUUAAAAACCCAA
Trichosurus vulpecula (common brushtail) is the source of this 4940-nucleotide messenger RNA. RefSeq names its product CTD small phosphatase 2 (gene CTDSP2). Bases 30 to 845 code for a protein of 271 amino acids. The record is from RefSeq and is a predicted model, not a curated record. Gene Ontology annotation, molecular function: RNA polymerase II CTD heptapeptide repeat phosphatase activity. NCBI's taxonomy places the organism in Eukaryota, Metazoa, Chordata, Mammalia, Diprotodontia, Phalangeridae. The transcript is spliced from 8 exons.